UAAUAGAUUUUGUAGUUAGCGGUGAUAGUUUUAAUGAAGUUCAGGAUAAUUACUUACUACCUUCACCAAGCAACCGCAGAUAUUUGUUUUAAGCACCCCGUGGAUGGCUCGUCUAUCGUUAAACCCAAUCGGUCUCCAUAGAUUCCGACCAUGCUUUCAACCUUCUCAUUCCGCCACCGUAUAUCCUCGCCACCGCCACAUCAAAUUUCCAAAAUUCCACACCUUAGCCUCCCAAACAGAUCCAAACCUUAACGAAAAAGAUAAUCCCUCAACAAAACCGCCUCAGGAAAUACGAGUUGUGGUUGAGCCAAGUAGCAGUAAGGAGGAGACGACAAGUUCGAGCGUUGAUUCUGCUGAACUUCCUCAAUUGCCGAAUAAAGAUAUCAGCAGAAAAAUCGCGAUUGCUUCUACUUUAGCUGCUUUGGGACUUUUCGUGUUUACUAGAUUGGAUUUUGGUGUUUCUUUGACGGAUCUCUCUGCUGUUGCAUUGCCUUACGAGCAGGCUCUUUCAAAUGGGAAGCCUACUGUUGUGGAGUUUUAUGCAGAUUGGUGUGAGGUUUGUCGGGAAUUAGCUCCCGAUGUCUACAAAAUAGAGCAGCAGUACAAGAAUAAAGUGAACUUUGUGAUGUUGAAUGUGGAUAACACGAAAUGGGAACAAGAGCUUGACGAGUUUGGCGUGGAGGGUAUUCCGCACUUUGCCUUCCUUGAUAAAGAAGGAAAUGAAGAGGGAAAUGUAGUUGGGAGACUUCCAAGACAGUAUCUGCUUGACAAUGUUGAUGCGCUUGCUCGUGGUGAAGCAUCGGUGCCUCAUGCGCGCGCUGUAGGCCAAUAUACAAGUGCUGAGAAAAGAAAGGUGCAUCAAGUUGUUGAUCCAAGAAGUCAUGGCUAGGUGACAGACAACAUACAAUACUUUAUUUUUACUGUUUUACACCAAAUUGUUAGAUCUGUCAAUGAGCAACAUUUCAACAGACAAAUUAUGUACAUUGUACAAGCCUGUUAUAGAUUAGGAUCUAAAACAAGAUAUCAAUGGCAAUUGUUAGCUCAAAUGUCUAUUUUCAUACAA
Molecule: messenger RNA, 1063 nt
Organism: Vicia villosa (hairy vetch)
Lineage: Eukaryota; Viridiplantae; Streptophyta; Magnoliopsida; Fabales; Fabaceae
Product: thioredoxin-like protein HCF164, chloroplastic
Exons: 3
Coding region: 104-889 (261 amino acids)
Biological process (GO): cytochrome b6f complex assembly
Cellular component (GO): chloroplast thylakoid membrane
Source: RefSeq, a predicted model, not a curated record